Miscanthus lutarioriparius is the source of this 405-nucleotide messenger RNA. NCBI's taxonomy places the organism in Eukaryota, Viridiplantae, Streptophyta, Magnoliopsida, Poales, Poaceae. The record is from the annotation of a GenBank genome assembly.
AUGGACGGGGCCAAGCCAGUGGUGGGCGGGAAGCAGGAGCUGGAAGGCGCGCUGCUCCAGAUCGUGCAUCAGCACCACCACCAAUCCCUCCGCCAACGCCAGCAAACUGAGAGAGCGAAGAGGGAUGCUUUGAGAAGCGCGGUGCGGGUCGCGGAUCUGCUUGUGGCCACGGUCGACGGCGGGGUGCAGGAGCUCUUCGUCAACGAGAAGCGCGUUGAGCUUGAGGCCCGCGCGCUGCUCGGUACCAUCGCGCGCUACAGGAAGCAGACGGAUCAGUGGCUCGCUGCCACUAACGAGAUCAACGCAGUCUUGAAGGAAAUUGGAGAUUUCGAGAACUGGAUGAAGAUCAUGGACUUUGACUGUAAAAGUAUCAAUGUAGCCAUACGAAACAUUCAUCAGUCAUGA